Messenger RNA from Paracoccidioides brasiliensis Pb18, 1182 nucleotides. RefSeq lists its product as uncharacterized. The coding region runs from base 1 to 1182 and encodes 393 amino acids. The transcript is spliced from 3 exons. The record is from RefSeq and is a predicted model, not a curated record.
AUGGCACAGCGACAUCCUCAUCAGGCCUCUUUGGAGGGGAUUAUCAAUGUCUCCGCUUCAGGGCCCUUGAUAGCAACCCAGCGUGCCAGGGCCAUGAGGAUUUUCUACAGCAUCGUCGACUCUUUCGGUCCCCCGCCUAGUAACCAAAGACCUUCCGAAUACAGCAGACCACUUCUUGUCCGAUACACCUACGAGUUUUCACGUUCUGAGCUAUCGCAAGACACAUUUCUGCGCGCGUUUUUCGAAUUUAUGAAAUGGGAUAUUGCUGAGGCGGAUGAGGCCAAGUUCAAUAUCAAUCUUGAGAACGAAGCCGUGAAACAUGAGCUGCACACAAAUUUGAAUCUCUUUGCUGAUUUUCUAUUUGAUAACUUUUUCUUACCACUUAAGGCUUGUGGCUUUCAGACCGCCCAGCCCACCCCAGCCCACCUCUCUGUGAUCGAAAAAGCAUUGAGAGGCCCACAGGAGUUUAUUGCGACAACCGACCGAUUAUCUGUUCUUCGAGGUUCCUGUCUAAUCCGGGACCAUAACCGCUGUGUGAUCUCACGUGCUUUUGACGGGAAAGAGGCUCUGACUCGUAUAAGACGAGAUGGAGUUGAUGCUCAGGAUGACGAAGGACACCCGCUCCAUGGACAGUCAAGCACGCUGUUAGAAGUGGCCCAUAUCAUCCCACAUUCCUUGACACAGGCAAAUGCGAAUGCAGAGCUGGACGAUUCGAAGAAAGCCGCGCUCUUGAUCCUGAAGAUGUUCGAUUACGAUGUCUCACACAUCAUAGACGGUGUCAAUAUUGACCGCCCCUUCAACGCCAUGAGCCUUACGCGUGAUCUUCAUACCUAUUUCGGGAACUUUGAGGUCUUCUUUCAGGCUGUUCCUGGCCAAGAUCAUACUUAUCUGAUUGAUACUUUUCUCCCCCAGGGGAUUUUGCACUAUCUUCCUGUCAACCGCUCACUUUAUCUUGCUGCCGACCGGCACAUAGAUGCCCCUUCCCCCCGGCUCCUUGCUAUCCACUGCGCCAUUGCUCAUGUUCUUCACCUCUCUGCGGCGGGGGAGUACAUUGAACAUAUCCUUGGAGACAUGGAAGACUUUGGUGUGCGAGAAGACGGUUCCACGGGACUGGGCUAUCUGGUGAAACUGAGAUUCGGCGGCUGGCUCGAUAGAGGGGACCGGAAAAGGACCGGGAACUGA